UCAGUGAUCUGGUGCAGCAUGCAUCAUGGGGGCGGAGAAGGCCCAGGGGUACAAGUGGCAACCAGGUUCUUCAGUACCCUGGAGACUGAACUGCAGUUGAAAGCUUAGCUUAGUCUUCGUAGGGGCAUUCAGUCCAGACUUGCCAACAAACAUCUUAGCGCAAAUUGGGUAGGCUCCUUCUGUGAGCAGGUUUAGAUGGGCAACCACCAUCUCCGUGCACUUUGUGAAGAGCACAAAGAGUACAGGUACACUUUCCAAUGGGUGAAAGGGAUGACUCUCUCUUUUGAGAGUCAUCUCUGUGGUGACAGGGUUCAUCUCAAUGACGAAGCAAUAAAUGGGCCACUGUUUCAUGGAAAUGAGACACAAGGUCAGCAUGGAAUAUAUGCGCCUCAACAGUGCAUAGAUUUCAUGCUGACUGGUUGUGAAAUGACCAUGGGCUGUUGGACCAUUGCUCAGUCAUCUUCAGUGAAUAUCAUCUCCCGAAGUUUCACUUGCUGCAGCUAAUUUUUUCACAAAAGAAAUUUAGUGUUUAUAUUUAAUAUUAUUUAUAUUGUAUUUCUUAAUUGCGAGAGGGCAAAUGAUUUCAAUAAUUUCAGAUAUUUGCGUUGACAAUAUAUCUCAUUUCACUUAUUUUGUGUCAACCCCUUGUAUUUAUGUGCUUUUCAAAAUUCACAUUAUUUGAGUUUGUAGUAAUUUUCUAUUAUAAAAACCCAG
This is a messenger RNA of Owenia fusiformis, 714 nucleotides long. NCBI's taxonomy places the organism in Eukaryota, Metazoa, Annelida, Polychaeta, Sabellida, Oweniidae. The record is from the annotation of a GenBank genome assembly.